CGUGAACAGUAUACAAUAUCAUAUAAUACCUAUUAAAACCGGAUGCUCCGAAUACGCGUUGCGCGAAUAUAAUCGUCCGCCGUUGUGUUUGAGCAUAACAAACGGAAUGCAAGCCAACAACGAAUUUUGGGAACCGUUGACCACGCGACCCAUGCAAAUGCCCAUGAUUUGUGCGUUCGACAAAUGCAGUAAACGGUACGAUAAAGAAUUCGUAAGACGAUUGUUUAAGACCAUAUUUUGUCGAUUGACCGAACACGGCGAAUAUUUUCCAAAAAACAAUAAUUCGGCUCUGGACAUGAUACACCGGCACGUGGUUACCGACGGAUUGGGCGAAAUUGUUUUAUGCAACAAGCACCUGUUACUGCGACACUCGACCUACGAAUUGAAUACUAAAAACGGCAGCGUUGCGGCAAAACCGCAACGCCAAGUCGCCGAUCUGAAACGUCGGUAUAAAUAUCAGACGUCGGCUUGGGAACGCGAAGUUUUAAAAGUGUUGUUUCCGCGCAACGAUCAACGAGUACCGUUGGAAACCCGUACGUGGCUGGCGUCGUUAUUGAAAUCGAACGACAACGAUGCAAAGCGCACUAGAACGUCAUUGGAAACUGCGUGAAACUCAUCCAAAAAUAGAAAAGUAUAUUUAUAAAAAUGAUCCGGCUCUGUUUGCGUACGCGCCUACUGCUUGGGAUCACGAACAACUGUCGACACACAUACCCGGUUCAGUACCACGUAUAGACAACGCGAUCGCUCAACUGUUGUCGGGUCCGGUACUUUUGCAUAAACGUAAAAUAGUGAUUGUCGCGUAUUCUAUUUAUGAAAUACCGAAUCAAAAUAUAUUGCAUAUUGUACGUUUACGGAAAAAUAAAAACUAUUAAAACCGAUGAA
Melanaphis sacchari is the source of this 882-nucleotide messenger RNA. RefSeq lists its product as uncharacterized. Bases 107 to 610 code for a protein of 167 amino acids. The transcript is spliced from 2 exons. The record is from RefSeq and is a predicted model, not a curated record. Lineage: Eukaryota; Metazoa; Arthropoda; Insecta; Hemiptera; Aphididae.